Dissoconium aciculare CBS 342.82 is the source of this 471-nucleotide messenger RNA. RefSeq lists its product as uncharacterized. The transcript is spliced from 3 exons. The record is from RefSeq and is a predicted model, not a curated record. Lineage: Eukaryota; Fungi; Ascomycota; Dothideomycetes; Mycosphaerellales; Dissoconiaceae. Bases 1 to 471 code for a protein of 156 amino acids.
AUGUCUACGUCGAUGUUGCUGGCCAGCAUCAUGCUCGCGCAAUACGCGCUGGCCGCGCCACGGCCGCAGUCUUACAAUAGCGAUGGCAGCGACACAAAUCCACACAGCGUCGAUACGGAUGCCGGUGCCUCGGGUUCAUCGACCUCAUUCAACAUCAGCAAAGGCGGUGUUGCGGCCAUCAUUAUUGUCGUCGUCCUGGUCAUCAUUUUCGGAGUGGGCUCGGCAGUCCUCUGGUAUUUGGCUAAACGUCGUGGAUGGAACGUUCGAGCCUCGAUCGCACAAGUGUCCCAUCGCGUCACGGGUCGAUUCGCCACGAAACCCUCGGCCGCGGAUCGUCGCUCGAAACGCGCUGGGCAGCACCUCGACGACGGCAUUCCUCUCAAAGGCCACAAACGCGGCAUUGUUGUGCAAGUCUCGAAUGUAGAGAAGGCAUCGGCAGGAGCGAGCAAUUCCUCCAAAAAUGUACGAUAG